Molecule: messenger RNA, 1895 nt
Organism: Drosophila hydei
Lineage: Eukaryota; Metazoa; Arthropoda; Insecta; Diptera; Drosophilidae
Exons: 1
Coding region: 150-1580 (476 amino acids)
Biological process (GO): negative regulation of phosphatase activity
Molecular function (GO): phosphatase binding
Source: RefSeq, a predicted model, not a curated record
UAAUUCUGAUUAAGUUCACUGUCAAACAACAUUCACACUUCAUACAUCACAUACAGAUGCUCAGACAGAGAAACAUAUGCAAAUACUAAAAUACAAAGCGCAGGAGACCAUUAGUACUCGGCUAAUACAGUUGCCAAUCGAUAGCCGGAAUGAAGCGCAUUCACGUUGGCACCUCCGCACCCAAGUACCAGAGCGGCAAAUGGACCUGGGAGGAGAAGACGCAGAGCUUGCGCUUCCAGCCCUACUCGGACUUGGAGGAUGCGAAUGAACGCUUUAUCGAUACGAAUGGCUUCAAGUUUUUGCGCACCAUCAACCAGGAGGAGGAGCUGAUCUUUCGUCAGGUCUUCGCACGACCCAUUACCUCAUACGAUGGGGACACUGUGGUGCUCAAUGACGUGCGCGACUUGGUCCUCUUUAUGAUGCCACAUGAGUUCCUGUCGACCAUGUUUGUGGAGUUCAUGCACAGGCCGGCAGUGCAUAGACUUCUGCAUGCCCUGAUCAUCUACUUCGAGCACUUUCUACGCAUGGUCGAGUUCCUUUUGAUACGGCGCGACGAGCUGGCUGGCAACAUGGCCCAGGUCCAGAGUGAGCAGACGAACGAGCUGAAGCGCAUCUUCUCGUGCAAUUUGAGCCACUUCCGCAUGCUGGUGGCUAGAAACUACAGCCUCAUUGUAAUGGGCGAAUCCGACAUGCAGAAGUUCUACCAUACCAAGCCGGUGGUCAACAUUUCGUCAACGAUCAAGGAUCGUGGAUUUCACGAGCAUUUCUUGGCGGUCGCCACUCAGAUCAUCUGGAUAACUAUGCACAGACGCGCCUAUUUCAUCAUCGAGAUGGAGAUGAAUCGACUCUUUCGCUCCGAGCACUUCCUGAUGAAUCGCACGCAGUAUCCGAAUUUCUCGACCGUCGAGCGAUCUUUGCUCUACGGGCGCAACAGCAAGAUUUUCAAUUGCCGCGUCCAGAACUCGCCGAUGAUCCAGGAGCUGCAGCACGUCGCUGACGAGGAUAUGCCCAUUCUGUGGAUAGGCGAGCGGCGGUAUCGCGGCAACGAUCAGCGCAUAGCGAGUGUGGAAAUGGAGUAUCUGAUACCGGAGGCGCAGUUGCAUUUGGUUGAUAUUUCGCACGGUAUUCUCGGCCAUCCGAAGAAUCUGUAUAACACAAUUCUCUCGCUGGACUGGCCGUCGGUGCGGUUUGCCAACUACUCGGAGCAGCACGAUCCCUUCAAUCUCUUGCGACAACCAAGCAUCAAGUUGCCCAACAUCAAUGAGCUGCAGAUGCGCAAGAUGGCCAAGCAGUACGAUCAGUUCUACAAGGUAUUCCGGAUCUACGAGACCUUCAGCCAUCAAACGCUUAGCAACUGGAAGAAUCGGGACAACAUUAUAAAUUACUAUUGCAGCGGCGGAAUUCUGAAGAACAUUUACGUGCGCUGCGAGGAACAGCUGACCACAGUCGAGGAGCGGCCCGACGUCGCCAAGAUUGUGACCAACUAUUUCGAUGUCAUCUUCAGGCUGCGCAAGAAGAAGGAAUCAAACAUGACUUUUGCUGGCUAUAAGAAAAAGGGAACUGACUACUUCUUCAACUAACACAAAAGCAACAAAUAGAGGCAGAGAGGGAGAGAGAGAGAGAGAGAGAGAGGAAUGGGCAGGAAAAACAGAUGAUGCAAUGUUAACAGUUCCUUUAGCAUUUCCAAUUGAUGAUGCAGCUUUCAGUUCAAACUAUUCACAUUCCGCUUCAAUCACAAACUAGAAAAUAUGAGAUCUGUUAAGACGAAGGCUUUUACAUUUUGUACCGAGCGCAGCUCAUUCGUUCGAAUCUUCAGAAGUUCUACAAUUGCCAUACGAAUUUAAAACUUAAAAUGCCUAGAGGUAAUAUCAAAAUCUUUCCCGACCGUAUGGAAU